Molecule: messenger RNA, 4151 nt
Organism: Pogona vitticeps (central bearded dragon)
Lineage: Eukaryota; Metazoa; Chordata; Lepidosauria; Squamata; Agamidae
Source: RefSeq, a predicted model, not a curated record
CCAGCCGAGGGGCGACAGUCCCGCCGCUCAAUGGUCACAAGUUCGAGCAUCUCAAAAGGUGUCGCUGUGCCUUUAAGGCGGCCGCUUUCGGUCUCCGGGCCCUUCGCGACCGUCGAAUGUCGUGACUUGAUAAAGCACUCCUCCCGCCCCUUAGCAACCGCUAGCCAGUGACAGCCUUACUCGAGCUUUCCCAUUGGUGUGUCGGGAGGGCGCGAGAAGACUAUGUUCCCUUCUGUGUAAGAGAGAAAGAAUCCAACAGGAUCUUCGCCCGGCCAUCCUUGCCCUGCAAUGGAAUCAGAACUGCUCCUGGCUCCCAUCACUGCCCUGGAGAUUGUGGGAGAUCAUCUUGUAGCAGGUGAAGGGCCCAACAUAGUCAUCUGCCUGCUGGAGUCUGAAGCCAGCCAGUCAGUGAGGUAUUGCAAGCAGGUCCUUCGCAACUCCAAUGUCCACGGUAUCAAAGAGCAACAGAGCUGCGCGAUAGGGAGGGAGAAAGGACCCUCCAUCCUUGCCGUCUUUGGGGGCAAAAGCCUUGUUGGUGUCGAGCUCGGCUUCCGGGGCAGCCACGUGGACGUAGCGGAAUUCUUUCCCCUCUGUGAGGUGCACGAUUGGAUCUGGGAUCUGCAGUGGCUGGAAGGCAGCCCCAAGGCCCUCUGCUGUGUGGCUUUGGCCCUGGGCCACAACUCGGUGGCGCUGUACGAUUGCGUGGGGCAGAAGGUGCUCCGCGAAGUGCACUGCCAAGAGAGAUGCAUCCUCUACUCGGCCCACCUGGUAGGGAGCCGCUGGGACGCGCUGGUCGUGGUGGCAGGCACCGUCUUUAACCAGCUGGUGGUCUGGCACGCGGCUGAUCCAGCAGAUGGCACAGGGAGGGUGCGGCCUCGCUCCCGGAUUCGAGGGCACAGCGGGGUCAUCUUCAGCAUUUGCUACUCGGAGAGCAAGGGCGUCCUGGCGUCUGCCUCUGACGACAGGAGCCUGCGGCUGUGGGGCAUCGGUGACCUGAGGGCUCCCUCGGAGGACGUCCCGUGCCUUCUGGUCUGCUAUGGGCACCAGUCCCGCGUCUGGUCGGUCAAGUUGCUGAACGACUACCUCGUCAGCAUCGGCGAGGAUUCUGCGUGUCUGGUGUGGAACUACCAAGGCGAGGUCGUCCGCAAGUUUAAAAGCCACAAGGGCCGUGGCCUCCGGGCUGUGGCUGUGCACGAGGGGCGAGGCUGGGUGUUCGCCGGUGGGGCUGAUGGUGGCAUCCGACGCUGGGCCCUGAAAGGCGAGAGCACCCACGGGAGCAGCCUUUUGCAGCUGAACUUCCCCUCCCCUCAGAGAAAAGGAGCCCCCCGAGCAGUAAAACUGGUCGAUGGGAACCGUCUCCUGGUCAUGACUGACGCUGGGGCCGUCUACACCUAUGACACGUCCUUGAAAGCCUGGGAGCUGGUCCUGGAGGAUGCUGCCUAUCAGUCCUACAGCCUCCUGGACGUCUGUGCCCUUGGCGGCAACGUCACCGUGUGCGCCAUGGGCAAUCUUUCGGGGCACAUCAAGGUCUUCCCUCUCGGCAGCCCCUGGCAAAGCCAAGAGCUCCAGCUGUUCCAAGGGAAAGUGCACAGCCUGACCUGGUCUCUCCCUUCUCCCGGACAGAAUCCCAGGACGUGCAGCCUCUUGGUUUCUGGCCCAGCAGGGGCUUUGCUGUGGCUGGAGGUCUCUUGCGCCCCACCCCGAGGGGUGACGGUGGGGAUCAAGCGGCGCUUCCUUCUGCCCCUCUGUAAGCAGCGAUGGCACACCUGCGCGGCCCUCCUGCCCCAGGGGGAGCUUCUGCUCUGUGGCGACCGCAGGGGCUCCGUGAUGCUCUUUGCUUGCAGGCUAGCUCUUCCCUCGGACAAGACCUCGGGGGGAGGAGAGUUGGGCCACUCCGAUGCAGAGAGGACGUGCGGCUCCCCGGGGCCGCCCUUUCCUAUGGGAGGGGAAGAGCCGUCUGCCGAGGGGCCCGUUUCUCUCCUGUUUGGCCUUCACGGGAAGCUUGGGGUGACCUCCAUCCUCUGCCACGGGGGCUUCAUCUACAGCACCGGCCGGGAUGGCUGCUAUCGCCAACUCCAGGCGCAGGGCGAGCAGCUCCGAGUGCUGCAGAAGCAGAAGCCUUGCAAGGGCCUGGACUGGUUGGAAGAGCUGCGCAUUGGGCCGGACGGGAGCAUGUGGGUGCUGGGCUUCCGUGGCACCCACUUCGUGGUCUGGAGCACCGACAGCAACGAGACCCUGCUCUCCCUCCACUGCGGUGGCGGCCACCGCUCCUGGAGCUACACCCGCCGCCCCUCUGGGGACCUCUUUGCUUACAUCAAGAGUGGGGAUGUUAUGAUGUACCAAAGGAGUGAUGCCCCCAGCGGGAAGCCCAUCCUCAAAGAGCCCCUGCACAGCCGGGAGCUGACCUGCGUGUGCUACCUUGGGACCCUGAGGACGCCCAGCCUGGAGCCGGUGAGCAUCCUUGCUACGGGAAGUGAGGACAAUGCGGUGAAUAUUCUAACCUUCAGGACGGGAUCUCACUCGAUGGCCCGACUCACAACCCUCAGUGACCACAUCUCCAGUGUCAGGGCGCUGGCGAUGGCUGAGGGCAGGGCCCCUCAGGCAGAGAAAGGGUGUCUCUCCCCCUUGCUUUUCUCAGCUGGAGGCCGGGCCCAGAUCGAGGGCUACCGGUUACUGCUCAGCCCUAGCCCCAGUCCCGGCAGUGGCGUGGCCUGCCGCUUGGCCCACGUGGCGUCUCAUCGCUUGGAUGAACAUUGGGAGCGCAUGAAGAACCGGCACAAGUACAUCAAGAUGGAUCCAGAGACCAGGUAUAUGUCCAUUGCAGUGCUGGCUAGCACUGAGGAUGCAGAACCGUCUGAGACGUUACUCUUCCUGGCCGCUGCUUGUAGUGAUGGAUCUGUCCGGCUUUUCCUGCUGCUUGAGAGUUCUCAGAAGCUGACGCUUGUGGCGGAGUCCUUCUACCACCAGCACUGCGUCCUGAAGGUCCAGGCAUUCGCCUCUGAGGCGGCAGGUGGACGGAGGAGACACUUUGUGGCCAGUGCAGCUACCGACGGGAGCAUCGCCUUUUGGGACGUCAGCGCUACCCUUGACCUUGCUGCACAAGCGGUACAGGCGGAUAUCGCCUUUUGGGACGUCAGCGCUACCCUUGACCUUGCUGCACAAGCGGUACAGGCGGGGGGAGGAGAGAGGAAGAUUCUGGACCUGGGAACCCGGCUUCUGACUAUUCAGGCCCACAGCUGUGGGGUCAAUAGCCUCCAAGUCCAUAAAAUGGCAGGUGGGCAUUUCCUCGUGGCCAGUGGCAGCGAUGAUGGCUCCAUCUCGGUCAGCGACAUCGAUGUGAACGAUGAAAGCAUUGUGGACGGAGAAGCCCCCGCCGAGAUCAGCAUCCGCAUCUUCAGGACAUUGUCCAGGCCAUGCGCCCACGCGGCCCACGUGACGGGGGUGAGGCUCCUGCGCCCAGACCUCCUCCUUUCUGCUUCGGUGGACCAGCGGCUGACGCUCUGGCAUCUUUGUGAGGACCGCUUGUCUUUUGUGUGCAGCAAAUUCUGUCACGUGGCUGACGUGGCCGCUCUGGAGUGCUGGGAAGUGGAGGGGCCCAGCUGUCACAACGUGGUAUGCGGCCAGGGUUUACAGGUGCUCCGUUGCAGCCUGGAGUUGCAAGGUACAAAAACAGAUGGCGAUGUAUGACCAAGCAUGGAGUGCCAAGGGCGCUUCUUUUCUUUCUGGAAUGCUGACGAGAAGAAAGGACAAGCAGGCUUGCAUCGGGUCCUCGUAGGGCAGCAACACGGACUACAAGAGGACUCCGGUAUUCCUUAUCCACACAGAUGCAAUUGUUGAUCAUUGGGUCACUCGUCUGCUCCCUUUCACCAGCAGGCGUACUCCACUUUAGCAGCCUGUUUUAGCGUGGUGCUGCGUCUCAGAGGCUGAUAGUGUGAUAAUAACCCCUCAUCAGAACUUUAAUUGUUUUUGGAUUCAGAAUCCCAGAAUUACUCAACCAAUGUGGCCAUGGGUGCAGGAUUCUGGGAGUUGCCAUCAAAAAAAGGCAUGAAGUGGACAAGCGCAUGCUUACCUGGUAUUACUACCCUCUACCUUUGCUGGUUUGAUGACCAACCUUUGUAGAUAUGCUUUUUUUUUUAAAAAAAAAUGCUUCU